AUGGUAACUCAAAAAGAGGAUAUUGAUGGUGAAUUUGAAGAAAAUAUAGAAGAAAAAGCAAUUAAUGAAGAAUAUAAAAUUUGGAAAAAGAAUGCACCAUUUCUAUAUAAUCUUGUUAUAACUCAUGCACUUGAAUGGCCUAGUUUAACAGCACAAUGGUUACCACAUGUUCGAACGGAAGAAGGUCGUGAUUUUAAUACACAUCGUUUAAUACUUGGUACACAUACAUCUGAUGAACAAAAUCAUCUUGUUAUAGCUAGUGUACAAUUACCAAAAGAAGAUUUUGAAUUUGAUACAUCAUAUUAUGAUAAUGAUAAAGCUGAAUUAGGUGGUUUUGGUUUAAUUAAUGGUCGUAUUGAAGUUGAUGUAAAAAUAAAUCAUGAAGGUGAAGUUAAUCGUGCACGUUAUAUGCCACAAAAUCCUCAAAUAAUUGCAACUAAAACACCUUUAUCAGAUGUAUUAGUAUUUAAUAUUGAUACACAUCCAUUAGGUAAAGAACAAGCAGGUGAAUGUAAUCCUGAAUUACGUUUAAAAGGUCAUACAAGAGAAGGUUAUGGUUUAUCAUGGAAUUCAAAUUCAAAUGGACAUUUACUUAGUGCAGCUGAUGAUCAUACUGUUUGUUUAUGGAAUAUAAAUAUGCAACCACAACAAGGAAAAAAUUUAGAUGCUUUAUCAAUUUAUACGGGACAUUCCAUGGUUGU
Molecule: messenger RNA, 701 nt
Organism: Rotaria sordida
Lineage: Eukaryota; Metazoa; Rotifera; Eurotatoria; Philodinida; Philodinidae
Source: the annotation of a GenBank genome assembly